CACCCGUCUGAUUUUCUGCAGUGUGUGUGUGAGAGAGAUUGUGUCAUUUAAAGGGCAGGACGACAGAGAGCAGUGGAAUUUGUGCUCACGUCGGAGCAGCUGCCAAGUGAUUAUUUCAGCGGGGGUAACAUUCACUUAGGGAAUGCACUGCAAUUCCUGAGUUCCAGUCGUUCGCAGACCUUGCUUUCGGUUAUCAGUGCAGCUCGGCGACUGUCGUUCAGCCGGGGAUAACUGCAGACGGCCGGCAAUAACGUUGUUAUCGAUGUGAAUCUGGCUUUGCGGACUGCAUAAGAGACUCUGCAGAUGAAAUGGUCAUGGUGAAUGAAAAAGUGGCUCACCCUCAGGAUCCACACCAGCCAACAGAAAAGCUGGCCAUCCGCUGCUUCAAGUGUGGAGAUCCAUGUAAAGGACAAGUGUUGCGUGUCCAGUCCAGGCACUUCCACCUUAAAUGCUUCACCUGCAAAGUUUGUGGCUGUGACCUGGCCAAGGGUGGAUUUUUCAUGAAGAACAGCGAUUACCUUUGCUCCCUGGACUAUCAGCGCAUGUAUGGAACCCGUUGCCAAGGCUGUGGAGAGUUCGUUGAGGGGGAAGUAGUGACAGCACUAGGGAAAACCUAUCACCCCAAGUGCUUUGUCUGCUCCAUAUGCAAGCGUCCUUUCCCAGCAGGAGACCGUGUGACUUUCAACGGAAAAGAGUGUCUGUGUGAGCGCUGUACCCAGCCAAAGUCCUCCAGUCCCAAAGCGGUUGUCAGUAGCAACAAUUGUGCCGGCUGUGGCAGAGAUAUUAAAAAUGGACAAGCCUUACUGGCUCUCGAGCAUCAGUGGCACCUAGGAUGUUUCAAGUGCAAGUCAUGUGGGAAGGUCCUCACCGGAGAGUACAUCAGCAAAGAUGGUGCUCCUUAUUGCGAAAUGGAUUAUCAAAAUCUCUUCGGUGUGAAAUGUGAAGAGUGUGACAAAUUCAUCACAGGAAAGGUCUUGGAGGCAGGAGACAAACAUUAUCACCCGAGCUGUGCACGAUGCAGCAAAUGCAAUCAGAUGUUCACAGAAGGGGAAGAAAUGUACCUGCAAGGCUCUACAGUUUGGCAUCCCGAUUGUAAAAAGUCUACCAGGGCUGAAGAAAACCAAAGGCCAACACGAUCUUCUUCUGAGAGUAUAUCCUCCAGACCUGGCUCCAGUAUCCCCAGUUCCCCUGGUCACACAAUAUAUGCCAAAGUGGACAAUGAGAUUCUUGACUACAAGGAUCUGGCUGCCAUCCCCAAAGUUAAGGCUAUUUAUGAUAUUGAACGCCCUGACCUGAUCACCUAUGAGCCAUACUUUGGCGCUACAAUUGAGGAUCGACAUGAACGCCAUAGUAUGGGUGAGUCUCAAUACACAAGAAGCGACAGCGACUCAGUUUUUCAGAGUGAAACUUCGCCAAGGACACUUUCCCCUACACCUUCAGCUGAGGGAUACCAGGAUGCUCGUGAUCGACUGGUGCACAGGUCAUCCAGUCAGGGGUCCAUCAGCUCACCCAGCUACAGUCGUCACUGCUAUACACCUACGGUUACACGCUCCCCACAGCACUUUCACAGGCCUGGCACUGAGCCAUCCAGUGGUCGGAGCUCCCCUCUCCCUAUGCGGCCAGACAGCAGGCCUCUAACACCAUCUUAUGUUCAGACCCCUAAACAUUUCCAUCUUCCAGAUCAAGGAACUAAUAUAUACAGAAAGCCUCCUAUCUACAAGCAAUAUGAUGCAGCUGCAAUGGCAGCACAACUCAAGACAGGCGUGGAGAUCAUCAAGUCAUCCAAGUUCCCCGCCGCCCAGGCUCCAGAUCCUGAUCAGACUUCCGAGGUGGAGACUGACUACUGGCCAGGUCCAGGUACCAUAGACAGGAGGAGAGGCAGUGAACGAGAAGAGGAAGAUGAGGAAAAACUCAGACGAAGGCAACUCCAGGAGGAGCAACUCAAUAAAAUCCAGUCAGGCCUCGGGAAGCUGAUUCUGAAGGAAGAAUUGGAAAGAGAGAAGCAAGCCCGGCUGGCAUCUCACUCUCUCUCUAGUGACCCUCAUUUCAGGCAUCGUUAUGAUUCUGCAGGGAGUGCAUCCCUGCAUGCUUCUGCAUCCAAAACCUCCUCCCUCCCUAGUUACGGAAGAAGUGGAUUGCAUAGGCCAUUGUCGACAGAUUUCACCCAGUACGACAGCUGCAGUGAUGUAAGCGAAGGUGUCAGAGAACCCCUGCCUCCACAGGAAGGACCUGUACAGGGAGCAAGGAUGGACAGGGGAGUUUCAAUGCCUAACAUGCUGGAGCCAAAGAUUUAUCCUUAUCACGUGCUUUCAGUGACCAACCGAGGACGUAACAAACUACCAAGAGAUGUAGACAGAACAAGACUGGAGCGUCAUCUCGCCCCUGAAGAAUUUUACCAGCUCUUUCAUAUGAACAUCCAGGAAUUUGACAGGUUGCCUCUCUGGAAGCGCAAUGAGCUGAAGAAAAGAGCUCACAUCUUCUAAAUCAAGCAGUGCAUGCUGGGAAAGGGGCACCCUCCAGUCUAAAUAUCUGCAUUAUAUUUUGUGGGGAAGGAGUUCAAAAAAUUAACAAGAAAAAGCCAUCUCGUGUUGCAGCAAACAACCAGUGUGAACACGGAGAUGAGAUCCCCACACAAAAGUUGCUAAGAUUUCAUUCUGAGAAUUCUAUCAAUAUUUCCUUAAUAAUGGGAGCCAGAGUAGUAGUAACUCUUGUUAAAUAAUAAAUUGUUCUGAUCUUUAUAGAAUUAUAAUAGAUUGGAAAUUAUACUGAGUUGGACAACAUUUUAUUUUCUAAAUGAUUGGAAUACUAUUCUUUGGAAACAGAUUUUAAUAUUUAGCCAUACUGCUUGAAGUAAAGUGCAGCAACUCAUGUUCUGUGCCUUGCAAGGUGAAAGUGUGGAUUUAUAGGUAGUAGGACAGUGGGGAAUUAACUAGGAAGAGAUUGGAACACAAGUUGCUCUUUGGGCUUUACUGCUUGAAAUCUUUUACACAGUGUGCUGUAGUUGAAAGAGUGUAUUUACAUCUGCUAUACAUAAUCGUCAUGCCAAACAGAAAUAUAUAAGAAAAAAAUGGAGAGGAGAGAAAUGCUCUUUAAAGUUUAUUAUUCAGCUGACUUAGGGACAAAACAUUUAGCUCAAAAGCCAACAUUGGUGUGUUAUUUUAUUAAUUCUAUUGAAAACAAAACAAAGAAUGUUGGAAUUACUGCCUGAGUACUUUGUAUCAGUAUCAAAUUGUUACUUGUGUUUGUACCUGCCUUAAUGUGACAAAUCGUCAUUUGCACUGAAACCUUUAGUACCAGGAAAGUCCUUUUAUGCAUUGUGCAUUUCAGACGGUGUGUACACAAAAAUCACGCAAUGCCUCUUGCAUAUCAAGUCCUCGUUCUAAAUUAAUAGGUCAGUUUCUUUUUCAUAUCAUUCCCAGAUGAUUUGUAAUUAAUAGCUUGGAAAUUGCACUGUGAGAAGAUUAAUUUAGAAUGGGUUUGUAAGUUCUGUAAUUAUCCGCAAACUGUUUUAAUUGAGGCAGUUAUUUGUUUAACGUGAGCAGAUUGUCUCCAUCAUAAUAGUGCUCAAAGUAAUUGGAUUCAACAAUGUUAUCCAGUAUAAUUUCUAGACUAAUAUCCUCCUGUUUUGAAAAUGGGAUUUAGUCUUGAAGUUCUGCAGUGCACCUGCCAAAGAUUUGGUUUGUAUUGCUUCUGGAUGGGUGGGGAAUUUGAUCCAGCAUUUUUACAAAAUCUGAUUAUUUGCUCAUGUCUGUGUAACAGUGAGGAAUUGAUUCAGAUGAGGCAGGCCACAUAGACUAAAUUUUAGAAAUGCUACUUUAACAAAUACGGAAUACAAUUAGAUAGGGCUAAAUUAUACAACAGAAAAAGUACAUACUCCUAUUUGUAUGGUGAGGUUUCCUUGUACAUGUUCAUUUGGCUAUUUUGCGUGCAAGAUUAUUUAUUAAUUAAAUUCACUGUCUGCUUCUAUUAUGUCAGAGUAAAAACCUCAACAACAUCUUAAAGACAAUGGCAAGUUUGCAGUUUAUUAGACACAUAGACUCUUAAACAGGAGUUUAACAGAAUACUUUUUUUGUGGAGUCUUUCCAUUAAACAAUUCUCAUUGUGUUUGUGCAGGGGAGAGUACUUAACAAAAGCAAUCAACAUAUUUAACUGAUGCUUCAGCCCCCAAAUAUUAAAUUUCAAAUUUAAAUUUAGUGUUGAACCUUUAGAGUGUAAUUACUCUAUUUCUAAUUUUUUUUGUGCUUAACGGAAACAAAUGCAUUGGUUUCAGUGUUUCUGAACUGAGCGGGGUGCAAAUUUUUUCCGGUCAAUAGCAAAUCAGCUGUUUUUAUGCUGUAUCCAAAAUCCUAAUGUAUGAAGUUGAUUUCAAAAUUUGAGAGCAAUUUAGAUAGUUACAUGGAUGAGAGGGAUAUGGAGGGCUCUGGUCAAUGGGAGUAGGCAGCAUAGACUAGAUGGGUCAAAGAGCCUGAUCUGUGCUGUAGUGUUCUCUGACUAUGCAGAGAGAUUGGGUCUGAUUUGGAAAUGGACUGCAUCCUAUUUGCAUUACUGCUCAAGGUUAAAUUAUACCUCAGAGUUGCUAAUGUCGUGUUUCAAGUGGGCAUGGUGAUAUUCUGAAGGAUAAACAGAAUGAUAAGUGGCCAGUGUCAAAAUGAAGCAAAAUUCCCUCCUGACUUCAAUGUACAGUUAAUGCCUGCAACAGAUGAGAUUAUAUUUUUAUCAGAUUUACAUUGAAAUAAAUUGUGUGUCAGGCAAAUUUACUUUCAAUAACCAUUUAAAAAAUACUUUGAUGACUUUUAAUUUUAUGAUUUAACAAUAAUUCCCAUAGUUCUGUAUAUCCCACAUCCACGAAAUUCUUUUGGGAGGGUGGGGCAAGCCCCUCUCAAGAAUGGCGCUGUUUAUAAUGAUUACUCUAAUUUCUACUGAUUAAGCAACAAGAUGGAACUUGGCCUUUCAUUGCGGCAGGUAAAAUAACUUGAAAUCUGAAGUCUAAAAUUAAAAUUGUAAAUGCUAGACAUAGACAGCAGGUCAUCCACUCCAGAAGAAGACUGUUUCAAACAGAUCUCAAUUCUGAUGAUAAACUCCAUCUAAAUCAUCCAAUAACUUUCCAGUGCAAUUCCCUAUCUUUCCCCUCAAGCAUGUUCUGCCAGACGUGAUUGGAUUCUGCCAGAUUCCGAAAUCUAAGUUACAACCUUAAGGGAAGAGAUGGUGGUUAUCUCCUUGGCAUUUAUUUCAUCCAUCAAGCUGCAUUUGCCUAGAAUCCCUGUGCAUAAACUUUGCAUCUCUCUUCCAGCUUCUUGGGAAAGGCACAAUGACUGGAGGUGAAUAAUUAGUUCUUGAGAUCUCAGUUUCUAUUUCAAAAUUUCUCCUGGUUGUUCUUCCUUUGACAAGGUAAAACUGGCUUCAUAAACAUUUAUUGAAUAGCCAGCUGUUUUGUUCUACAAACAGCAAUAUAUAUGAAACUUCAAUUGAUUCUGCUAAUAGGGUACACUGUAGCAUAGUGGUUAGCACAGUGCUUUACAGUACCAGUGAUCCGGGUUCAAUUCCUGCCGCUGUCUGUAAGGAUUGUGUAUAUCCUCCCUGUGACCAUGUGGGUUUCCUCCCACAGUCCAAAGACCUACGGGUUGGGGGUUAAUUAGUCAUUGUAAACUGUCUCAUGAUUUGGCUGGAGUUAAGUCUGGGGUUGUUCAAAGAGCUGGUAGGGCCUACUCAGCACUGUAUGUAUCUCAAUUAAUAAAUAAACGUUUGUGAUAGGCAAGGGAAUUAAAUUUUGAAAAAGGAGUGUUCACUUACUGAUAUUACUAUAUUUAUCAGAAGCCCGCCCAAUUGGUCCUUACCCUAAUUUGACUGAAUCAGUUAAAUUACAUAAGCCAAUAUUUUCAUCUGGAUUGCUUUUGCAAUAACUGGUUCAUUUCUGCUCUGCACUCUUAGAGCUUUCUACCGACACAGCUAGCAUUCUGAUUUCAUAAAAUAUGCCAUUUUCAUGUAAUAUUCCAGAAAGAAUAUUCCAAUAGAAAGAAGUAUUAUGGUAUUAGUGUAAUAGCUAAGAGUGAGAAAUAAGGCCAGCUAUAUAUUACAUUUAGCCUUGCUUUCAAUCCAUCAAUAAUUGCCCAUUAAUAAAGCAAUGUUAUUAGUGUUUAAUUUAUUUUCUCCUUGCUUUAACUUGGCCAUGCCAGUGCUGUCGAUGAGCAAGUGCAAAGAAUCAUGUUGACAAUCUCUAACUGUUGCACAGUGCAUGUGCACACAGAGAGCUCAUUGUCAGAACUCAUUUUGGUUUACAGUCUCCGGGGCAUGCCUUGCGGUUGCUUCAUUGUAGUUAAUGAAAAGCUAAUCUGUGUUGUGCAAUAUGGAGCGAAUAUAAAAGUAAAGUAACAAAGACUUUCAAACAGCAGUCUGAGCCUCUUGGUUAAACUGGACUUUAUUGUUAGCGUUAUUAUACUGUGUAAAUGGUGAUUUAAUAAUAGACGCAGGAAUUUCUGCAGAUGCUGGAAAUCCAGAGCAACACACACACAAAAUGCUGGAGGAACUCAGCAGGUCAGGCAGCAUCUGUGGAAAUGAAUGAGCAGUUGAUGUUUCAGGUCAAGACCCUUUAUCAGGACCCUCUCUCACAGUCUCUGUCUCUGUGAUCCCGCUCUCACUGUCUGUGAUCCCCCUCUUCCUCUCUCACAGUCCCUCCCUCUGUGAUCCCUCUCUCACUGUUGUUCCUCUAUGAUCCAAGGAGUUCACUGAAACACUCUCUCACUGCUCCCCCUCUGUUAUUUUAAAAGUAGAAUGACCUUUGGACGUUGUUAAAUGGUGUUUGCUGCUACUCUGUCUCAUCCAGGCAUCCAGGUCAGUGGGAAGCACAUUGGCAACUUUACCAGAAGUCAAAGCCAAUUUUAAUGAUCUGCCAAAAUCAAUAAUCAGAUUCAAUUCAAAAGCACUAACAUAUGCCAUGAAAUGAAUUAUUUUACAGCAGCAGUACAGUGCAAUGUAUACAUAAAACUAUGAAUUAUAAUAAGAAAUAUAAUAUAUAUUAAAAUAAUAAAUAAGUAGCGCUAAAAGGAAAGUAGAAAUAUUGAGGUGGUGUUCAUGGGUUUAAAGUCUGAUAGUGCUGGGGAAGAAGCUGUUCCUGAAAUGUAGAGUGUGUGCCUUCAGGCUCCUGUACCUUCUCCUUGAUGGUAGCAAUUAGAAGAGCACACAUCCCUAGUGAUGGGGGUCUUUAAAGAUACAUGCCACCUUUUUGAACUGAUAAUCAUAGCUGUAAGCUUGAAUAAUUGUGACAGGUUUUUAUACCAACAGGUUUUUACAGGGUGGUAUUAAGACGAUCAGUGAUCAAAGCAUUACAACAAAGCAAAGAGCAGGUCCAAGUCAUGUGGUUCCCUUGAGUCUGCUCAGACACUCGAUAAGACCAUGUCCAGUCUGAUCUUGAUCUCUGCUCCACUUUCAGACCUGUUUACCCUCGAUCCCUUGUAGACCCAAUAUCCUCUACUUUGCCUUUGCAGAGAUUGAAUUACUGAAUAUAAAUAGGCCUCUGCCAAAUCCAAAAGGUCAUGGCCCCUUUGAGAGAAGAAAUUAUUUCUCUUCACCAUUUUAAAUGGACAGUUGCUUAUUCAAAAACUAUCCACCAUAAAAGAGAAAAAGCUACUAGCAUCAACAUCGAAGUAAUGACUGUUUUCAGUUAGAUGAACUGUUUGUCUUAAACUCCAAUGAUAAUGGACUAAUUUUCCCAACAUAUCCUUGUGACAGCACAUUGAUCAAGAUGUGUAUUUAGAAACUGGAGUUAAAGAACGGCAGGAACUGUCACACUGUGCACUUGGUUGUAUAAUACUAGUUCAGGAAAUCUUGGUGCUUGAUUGUCAGUGGUCCUUCGAUGGGCCAAAUGGCUUCCUUUCUUGAUAUAAAUCUCUAUGAUGCUGUGAAUUACAAUUAAGCAUUGAAGGAGAUCUAUGAAGCCACUGAUCACAAUGAACUUUCAUUCCAAAUUUAUUUCAAAGUUUUAAAAAAAGUAAAGUUUUUUCUGAUCUGAAGAAGUUGCAUGUGUGUAACUAGCCAUUGGGAAGCUGAAUUCAUUCCAAAUUUUUGCUGAAGGCAUUUGGGUUUUGACAAGGAGUCAGAAUUUCCCACCAGAUUAACAGAUUCCUCUUCCCUUCAUUUUCCUGAGACAUGUUACCGUCUCCAGUUGGCCUUCUUCCAUCCAAAACUAUAAACAAGGAAUUUAGCCAGCAAGGUGAUGGAACUUGCUUCCUUCUUUCAUCAUCAAUGACACCAUGUAAUGGGGUUUAUUUUAAGAUUAGCAAUAUUUCAUUAAUUGAAAAAAAACAUUUUUUUCAUUUUUUUCAAUAGGGAGAAUGAAAUGGUGAUGCUUUCUUUAAUUUUAUUAACCAUUAUAAUCAUUCCAAUCCUCAUAGGUGUUAGAUUCAACAAAGCACAUAAAAAUGGAGAUUUAAGUUUCAGUCCAAUUAUUUUAAUUAAAAGCAGCUUAAUUCAAUGUUUGUCAUUUAUACUGAUCACCCACUGUGUUGCAUUAUUAGCAAUUUAAUUCAAUUUUAUUGCAUUCCACUUGAGAGCAAGAAGAGUUUUUUGAGUUAUCAGAAGUGAAUCAUAAUUAAAAUAAUAUUUUGAUGAGGAGUGAGACUGUGGAGAAAGGUUAGAGUUUUGGAUGAAACGUGUCUUGUGCACAACUUCCAUAGUAAUGUGUGUCACAAGGGAAUCCUGUUGGUAUGUUCAUUUUCAUAGGGAAUGUAUCCAGAGGCAAAGGUAGUCACAUCUGCUUUGUAACCAUUUACUAAAUACAACACCUGCUACCUAUAAAUACAGAAUGCAUAUCUGUUGAACCUCUUAAGUACAAAUCACUUUUAAAUACUUGGCCUGCUUAAAUGAUUAUUAUUUGCUGUUGCCUUUGAUGAAACUGGCUUGAUCCAGCAGUAGUCUCACAGAAAUUUGGAAACAUUCUCUAAUGCAAGGGUUCCCAGCCUUUUUGUGCCACAGACCCCUACCAUUAACCGAGUUGGGAACUCCUGCUCUAACACUUUGAGUGUCCAUUGUGGUAAGACUUGUCAGACUGAGAGGGUUUCAGACCACUGCUGUAAUCUGAGUAGAGGGGACCACCUGAGUGCUGGAUUGUUUAACCCAGGGGUUCCCAACCCGGUGUCCAUGGACCCCUUGGUUUAAUGGUAGGAUUCGAUGGCAUAAAGAAGAUUUGGGAAGCACUGGUAUAACCCACGUUUUAUGCUUUGCUCUGAGUGAUCCAUCUGGGCAGAUCAACUGUCAUGUUGUUGCCCUCUCAUCCAAAUUCACUAAGCACACUGACCCUUACCAUCGUCAACUUUGACACUGAACUGCAUGGUCUCAAGUCCCAUGGGCUAUAAUUCAGAUUGGAUAAAUUGGUGGCCUUGCCACUUCCAGUAAUAACAUGUCCACUCUCCUUAUCACUGCAAGGUGGCCCUGGAACUCCAAAGGAGUAAGACCAUAGGAUAUAGAAGCAGAAUUAGGCCAUUUGGCCACCUACUAGACUCUCACACAAGUGGAUCCACUCUAACCACAUCCUUCAGUUUCCUGGAGGUAUCAAUGAGAUUGCCUCCCCCAUAACCUUUGACACCAUGACUAAUCAAGAACCUAUCAACCUCUGCUUUAAAUAUACCCAAUGAUGGCCAUCUGGGGCGAUUAAUCCCAUAGACUCACUAUCCUCUAGCUAAAGAAAUUUUCCUCCUCUCUGUUCUAAAAUGGACAGCCCUCUAUUCUGAGGUUGUGCUCCCUGGUCCUAGACUGCCCCACUAUAGGAAAUGUCCUCUCCACAUACACUCUGUCUGUGUCCUCUGGUCCUAGACUCCCCCACUACAGGAAACAUCCUCUCCACAUCCACUCUAUCUGUGUCCUCUGGUCCUAGACUCCCCCACAAUAGGAAACAUCCUCUCCACAUACACUCUAUCCAGACCUUUCAAUAUUCGAUAGGUUUCAAUGAGACUCCCCCCCCCAUUCUACUAAACUCCAGAGAGUACAACCCAGAACCAUGUGAGGCUCCUCAUACAAUAACCCUUUCCAAUGCCAGUUUUCUUAGAUAAGAGGCCCAAAACUGCUCCUAAUACACCGAGUGCAAACUGACCUAAAAUAAAGCCUCAGAAUUACAUCUUUACAACUCCCUACACUAUACUCCAUCUGCCGCUUCAUUGCCCAUUCUCCCAAUCCAUCUGCAAACUCACUACUAGUCUCUGCACCUGUCUUUGUAUUGGCCACAAACCUGGCCACAGCCAUCAAUUCUGUCAUCCAGAUCAUCGAUAUAUAACGUGAAAAGCAGUGGCGCCACCAAAGACUGACCUGCAGAACACCACUAGUCACCAGCAACCAACCAGAAAAGGCCCCUUUUAUUCCCAUUCUCUGCCUCCUGCUAAUCAGCUAAUGCUCUAUCCAGGCUAGCAUCUUUUCUGUAAUACCAUAGGCUCUUAUUAAGCAGCCUCCUGUGCUUCAUAACCAUAAAUAGUUUCUUCCGUACCCUCUGCCUCCAUUUUCCAUUCUCAUCUCAAGAGUUUAUUUCCAGUGUGAUGGACCCCUUUAGAUUUACUCCAAAGCUCCAGUUGCCCACUCCUCAGGGCUUGUAACUGUCUCCAAAACCAAUGCCAAUAACUACAGUCUGGUGCUAACCCACCUGUUUUUUCAAUACUCACUGAAGUCACAUUUUGCUCAGUUCAAGUUAGCACCAGCUAAGGAUCUGACUUUGAGCUCUGCAUUUCAGCAGUGCUCACCAGGGUCUUACCUGCCUCUGCCGUGUGCUCUGUUAGUCGCUGAGCUGACCGCCAAACAUCCCCCUGUCUAAUACCUCCUGAACCGUCAUCUGCUUGAAGUCUUGUCCUGAUCUCCGGCUGCCCAAAAUGCUUGAUCAUUUUCCUGCCAAACUUCCUAGCCUUCUAACUGUCGCAGUUAAUGAAGACUUUGUACACUCAAUCCUCUCCCUUUCUCAAUCAAGAUCUGUCCUCCUCAGCUUCUACAGCUCAGUAUAUUGAGAUGAAAAUCUUUAUCCACAGUUUCAAAUCAUUCACCCUUUUCUGUAUUUGUUCUCAGUUGUAAAAUAUUCCUUCAUCACAUUUUUUGUUUCUCUUCAAGCUUACAGGCACUUGAAAAUGUAUUCUCUUCAAAUAAUGUCUUGUUUCACCUCUCCCAUUCCUUGCCUUACUCCUCUGCAAUGUUGUUCUCUCCUCCAAAAGUGCUUUGACACGCCGCUAAUGUGAUGGGGCAUAAUGUAAAAUCCACGUUGCUAACAAUAUAUCAUUUAAAAUGUGUUUAGUUUGGCUUUUCUGUAGACAAAAGAACAAUCUGAAACUCAUUUGCUGUUAGAUAAAUGGCACUGUGCCUGAUAAAAGAGCAGAAUGAAUUACAGAACCUCAUUUUGUCUCGAAUUUACUAUAUCAGUGUAAAAUGUUUCAGCUGCGAUUGUAUAGUUUUUGUUUUGCCUUCAAUAUUUUUCCACAUAUGCACUAUUGGAGAAUUUGUUCUGCCACUGUCAUUGUUCCCCUAAAUAUCAUUUCCUUUGAUUGAUGUUGUUAUAUUGCAGGGAGCAUUUAUGUUGUGCAUCCCUUCGACACCACCAUAAUCAAUGUUAAUCAAGUAAAUAAAGAUGGUUUUGUGCUUUGUU
Molecule: messenger RNA, 11605 nt
Organism: Hypanus sabinus (Atlantic stingray)
Lineage: Eukaryota; Metazoa; Chordata; Chondrichthyes; Myliobatiformes; Dasyatidae
Gene: ablim1b
Product: actin binding LIM protein 1b
Exons: 24
Coding region: 309-2483 (724 amino acids)
Biological process (GO): cilium assembly; lamellipodium assembly; cytoskeleton organization
Cellular component (GO): actin cytoskeleton; stress fiber
Molecular function (GO): actin filament binding
Source: RefSeq, a predicted model, not a curated record